AUGGUACUCAAAGGCAUCUCACCCCUCAUUUCCCCAUCUCUUCUGAAGAUAUUGGCGGAAAUGGGACAUGGCGAUGAGAUCGUCCUUGCGGAUGCACAUUUCCCGAGCCAUUCGAUUUGCGGACCAAAUGUGCAGGUGGUGAGAGCCGAUGGCAUCUCAGCAUCCGCGCUUCUCGCUGCAAUCAUUCCACUAUUCGAGCUCGACACUUAUGGCGAGGUACCGGUUAUGAUGAUGGAAGUCGUACCUGGCGACACGUCGGACCCCGAAGUCGAAGUCUCGUUCAAAGCAAGCUUAGCAGCAGGCUACACAGGCGAGAUCCUCAAGAUCGAGCGCUUUGCAUUUUACGAGCGAGUCAACCAGAAAGCAUUUGCGAUCGUGGUCACAGGAGAAACGAGGAAAUAUGGGAACGUGAUUUUGAAGAAGGGCGUUACGCCUAUUGCGUAG
Cadophora gregata is the source of this 444-nucleotide messenger RNA. RefSeq lists its product as uncharacterized. The transcript is spliced from 3 exons. Lineage: Eukaryota; Fungi; Ascomycota; Leotiomycetes; Helotiales; Ploettnerulaceae. Gene Ontology annotation, biological process: fucose metabolic process. Gene Ontology annotation, molecular function: fucose binding; racemase and epimerase activity, acting on carbohydrates and derivatives. The record is from RefSeq and is a predicted model, not a curated record. The coding region runs from base 1 to 444 and encodes 147 amino acids.